AUGAACGAUGCCAUUAAAGAAAAGGAGUUAGGAAAUGCAGCAUACAAGAAGAAAGAGUUUGCUGAAGCAUUGGCUCAUUAUGACAAAGCAAUUGAGCUUGAUCCGACCAAUAUGACGUUUUAUUCCAACAAAGCAGCUGUAUUGUUUGAGAAGGGCGAGUAUGAGCAGUGUAUAGAACAGUGUAAACAGGCAGUGGAAAUUGGGAGAGAACAAAGAGCAGAAUAUACCUUAAUAGCCAAGGCAUUGACGAGAAUUGGUAACGCGUACAUCAAAAUGGACAAGUUGGAAGAGGCAAUAACUUGGUUUGACAAGUCUCUGUCUGAACAUCGUGAUCCGGAGCUAGUCAAGAAGCAAAAGAAAUUGGAAAAGGAUCUGGCAGAAAGGAAACGUUUGGCGUACAUCAAUCCAGAAAUUGCAGAAGAAGAAAAAAAGCUGGGAAAUGCACUUUUUAAAGAGGGUAAAUUCCCUGAAGCAAUGAAGCAUUACACUGAGGCUGUGAAAAGGGAUCCAGAUAAUGCUAUUUUAUAUUCCAAUCGUGCUGCGUGCUACACAAAACUUAUGGAGUUUCAACGGGCUUUAGAGGACUGCGAGAUGUGCAUUAAGAAGGAUCCUAAAUUUAUAAAGGGAUAUAUUCGGAAAGGAGCUGCAUUACUCGCUAUGAAGGAUUACUUGAAGGCUCGAGCAGCCUAUCAAGCUGCUUUAGCUAUUGACGAAAAUAACGAGGAUGCUCGCGAAGGUUAUUACAAUUGUGUAGUACAUCACGGUGAGCCUGUCGAAGAGGCUCGAGAACGAGCUUUACAAGACCCCGAAGUUCAAGAUAUAUUAAGGGACCCUGGUAUGCGAGUGUUAUUAGACCAGAUGAGCACUGACGCUGGCGCCGUACGCGAACACCUUAAAAACCCGGAAAUUGUAAGGAAACUAAUGAAGCUACAGGAAGCAGGUAUUGUAAGGUUGCAGUGA
Messenger RNA from Enterobius vermicularis (human pinworm), 960 nucleotides. The record is from the annotation of a GenBank genome assembly. Lineage: Eukaryota; Metazoa; Nematoda; Chromadorea; Rhabditida; Oxyuridae.